AUGCCUGAAAUUGAUAUAAUCAUAUACCACGGUGGUCCGUUGAAGAAUGCCAAUGCGAACAAGGGAUUGCCAUUUGAAGGGCCGGGUAUAAAGACCUAUUAUACCCAAAUUGAUCGUAGGUUAAAGACCCUUGACGAAUUGAAGAUGAUGGUUAUGGAAGAGUUGUGUGAGAAUCCUGCUGUGCAUAACAUACAAAUUACUUAUCGUAUGCCAAGUGAAAUCCUGAAGCACCGGAUUAAUUACAAGUAUAUGGUGAUAGAAGCAGACAAACAUGUGAAGAUCAUGUUUGACAAGUUGGAGAGAAUACUUGAAGUAAUUAACAUUGAGUUGUACAUACAGUUGGAGCCACGUGCAGAAGUUGGUAUCGAGGAAAUCCAACAAACACAAACAAGUUUACAAGUUACAGUUCCGAAUGCUCAAUAUGAGUAUUUUCCACAUGUAGAGCAUGAUGAUGAUGAUGAUGAUGACGACGACUAUGUUGAUGAGAGUAUUGCCAUUGACGGUGAAGAUUUUGGUGAUAGAGAUGAGAUUGAAGACAAGAUUGAACAAGGGGACUUUAGGGACUUUGAGAGGGACAUUGAUGACAAUGAGACAUUGGUCGGUAGUGAACCUAAUGCAGACAAUGUUCUUAGUGUCCAAAACAUUACAAACACAAUCCCUGCCUACUCACCACCUGCCUUGUCAUUUUCUGAAAAUACUUGGGAAAAUAUGGUUGAUUCUUCACAUAUUGAGACACCAUUUGUGUCUACUUGGAGAGAGGGGAUGAAUUUGUGCAAAGGCUUGACUUUUGCCAAUAAAGUGGAGGUGCAGCGCGUAUUAACAAAGUGUGCCCUUAAGGAAAACAAACACUUUAUGAUCAGUAGGUCGAUCACGACAAAACAUUGUGCGAAAUGCGUGGAUGAGUCAUGUAAGUGGUAUGUCUGCGCAGUCAUGAAACCCAAGUUCCACAGACUAUGGAUGGUCAUCGUGUACAAGGGUCCUCACACGUGUAUACGGAUUGGGGUGCGAAAUGAUGGUAGAAUGAUGAGUUGUAAUUUUAUUGCAGAUGUCAUCCUUAAGAAGUUAUGUGAGGAUCACACUACCCCAAUUAAGCAUCUCAAAUCUGUGAUAGAGUUGAAAUAUGAGGGACAGAAGCCUUCUUACUACAAGGUAUGGGAUGCGAAACAAAAGGCAAUUGGGAAGAUGUUUGGGAAUUGGGAAGAGUCUUACCAAAGGUUGCAAAAGUUGCUAAUGACAUAUAUUGAUCAGGAUCCGACUAUCCAGGUGUUCAAUCGUACCACAUCCACCGGUGAAGAUGACACAGGAAAGUUGUUGGUUGCAAUGGCAACCGACGCUAACAACAAGGUAUUCCCUUUUGCCUUUGCUAUUGUGGAUUCUGAGUCAAGGUCCAGUUGGAGGUGGUUUUUACAAUGCCUCAGAGAUGCGAUUGGCCACGUGAUACCUAACGAAGGCAUUUGCAUAAUUUCUAACCGACAUCUCGGUAUCAAAAACACCAUUGCAAACUAG
This is a messenger RNA of Quercus robur (English oak), 1506 nucleotides long. RefSeq lists its product as uncharacterized. The coding region runs from base 1 to 1506 and encodes 501 amino acids. NCBI's taxonomy places the organism in Eukaryota, Viridiplantae, Streptophyta, Magnoliopsida, Fagales, Fagaceae. The transcript has 3 exons. The record is from RefSeq and is a predicted model, not a curated record.